Messenger RNA from Aaosphaeria arxii CBS 175.79, 1617 nucleotides. RefSeq names its product putative centromere/microtubule-binding protein cbf5. Gene Ontology annotation, molecular function: RNA binding; pseudouridine synthase activity. Bases 1 to 1470 code for a protein of 489 amino acids. Gene Ontology annotation, cellular component: box H/ACA snoRNP complex. Gene Ontology annotation, biological process: snRNA pseudouridine synthesis; box H/ACA sno(s)RNA 3'-end processing; rRNA pseudouridine synthesis. The record is from RefSeq and is a predicted model, not a curated record. Lineage: Eukaryota; Fungi; Ascomycota; Dothideomycetes; Pleosporales. The transcript has 5 exons.
AUGGCUCUCGUUAAAGCAGAUGCUGAUUACACGCUGAAGCCUGCGGCUUCCGCGCCAGCCAUUGAUACCAGCGAAUGGCCACUUCUCCUCAAGAACUGGAGCGACUUGCUUGUUCGCACCGCACAUUUCACUCCUAUCCCCCACGGUUGCGCGCCUCAUUCGCGUGAUCUCAAGUCUUACAUUAGCUCUGGCGUUAUCAACCUUGACAAGCCCUCAAACCCUUCCAGUCACGAAGUCGUUGCUUGGAUCAAGCGCAUGCUGAGAGUGGAGAAGACUGGUCACAGUGGAACUCUCGAUCCUAAGGUCACCGGCUGUCUCAUCGUCUGUAUCGACCGCGCGACCCGCCUCGUGAAGUCCCAGCAGGGUGCUGGAAAGGAGUACGUGUGUGUCAUCCGUCUCCACGACAAGCUUCCCGGAGGAGAGGCUCAAUUCGCCCGUGCUCUCGAGACCCUCACCGGCGCUCUCUUCCAGCGUCCCCCGCUCAUUUCCGCCGUCAAGCGUCAAUUGCGCAUCCGUACCAUCCACGAGAGCAACUUGUACGAGUUCGACAAUGAGAGGCAGCUUGGUGUUUUCUGGGUUAGCUGCGAGGCUGGAACCUACAUCCGUACUCUUUGCGUGCAUCUUGGUCUUCUUCUCGGUGUAGGCGCGCACAUGCAGGAGCUCCGUCGUGUCAGGAGUGGAGCCAUGGAUGAGUCCAAGGGAAUGGUCACUCUCCAUGACGUCCUCGAUGCCCAGUGGCUUCAGGACAACAACCGCGACGAGUCCUACCUCCGCCAGGUCAUCUCGCCCCUCGAGACUUUGCUCACGAGCUACAAGCGCGUCGUCGUGAAGGACAGCUCUGUCAACGCCAUCUGCUACGGUGCCAAACUCAUGAUUCCUGGUCUCCUCCGAUUCGAGAAAGAUAUUGAGGUUCACGAGGAGGUCGUCCUCAUGACCACCAAGGGAGAGGCCAUCGCUUUGGCUUACGCGCAAAUGUCUGCUGUCGAGAUGUCCUCAUGCGAUCACGGCGUUGUUGCCAGGAUCAAGCGUGUCAUCAUGGAGCGUGACUUGUACCCCAGGCGCUGGGGAAUGGGACCUGUCGCGACUGAGAAGAAGAAGAUGAAGGAGGCUGGAACCCUCGACAAAUUCGGCCGACCUAAUGAGAAGACUCCUGCCAAGUGGAACACCGAGUACAAGGACUUCAACGCCAACGAGCAACAAUCAGCACCUUUGGCCGAGACUACUUCCACUGCUGAGGUCCUUGCGGCCCCUGCAAUCGCCCCCGCUGGUGACGAGGAGGCAGAGGUUGCCGUCGAGACUCCUGGAAAGUCCAAGAAGCGAAAGUCCCGCGAGGAGGAUGAGGGCUCCGACGAUGAGGCCGAGCGCAAGAAGAAGAAGAAGGAGAAGAAGGAGAAGAAGAAGGCUGAGAAGGAGUCCAAGAAGGAGAAGAAGGAGAAGAAGCGCAAGGCCGACGACAGCGAUUCCGAUUAAGCGACCCACUCUGAGCAAUGCGUGACUGAACAGACCCUCGUAUAAUGCGUGUUGUUUGCUCCGUCACGGGAUACCAUACUCCAAAAGUACAAAAUGGUGCAUCUCGCACAUGGCAGUAUCUCUCUGGACCAUGCUCUGUAUUGUAGC